GGCGAAGCGGGGACCUUGUGAAUGCGGAGCGUUUUCUCCUGCCCCAAAAAUACAUUCCACUUCAAAAGAAGAUGUAGCCAUUUUUUGUCUCGGGAUUUCAGACCCUUGGUGGCGGUGCAUGGACUUCCUCUACCAGGACCGGCAGGACGCGCAGUGCUGUGCUCACACGCAGGGCACUAAGGGUGGGCAGGAGCGCGGAAGCAAAGAUUGGGCAGGUCGGAACAACCCGCGCGAGAGGGGUGAAAGUGAAACUGACUUCGGCUUGACUCCUAUAUACCGACGCCCUUCUUGUUGUCUUAUUCUGCCGUCAGGUCUCGACAACAGCAAAACUCGGCUCAGAUCAACCCAGCGGCAAGGCGUAGAAGUGGAAUCGCUUCCAAACCCGCGGGUUUCGUUCACUUUGGCCGGAUUAGACUUUCCCUCAUGGCUAACAUGGCUAACAUACGGGGUACAAAAAUAUGGACUUGUACGGAAUAUCGUCCUCAGUUUUAUAGACAAAUGGGUGGUCUUUGUGACGAAAUAUCCCCAGCGAUGGUUAGGCUUACUCCGUUCUCCAUACGUACCUAUUCUUUGUUAUCUCCGAUGUUCCCGACGCCAGGGCGGUUGGCGUGAGGUGAUUGGCUGGUUGGUUCAACCUGCAGAACUGCAAGGAUCCGAAUCCCGCGGGUGCUUACAACAGUCCGUGAGCGGAUCCCGCGGCAUCCUUUGCCAAAGCCCACGCAAUAUGUCGUCCCCGCGCCGUUGACCGCACUAAGAGCAAAAGCGAACGUCAAUACGCUGCCAGCGGGAUUCCAAACCCGCCCUCCUGUUGCGACUGCCGGGCUCGAUUUUUUUUACGUGGGACCGGGACCUGACCGGGUCUACCAGAAACCCACCGCGGCCGAUCUUUGGCCUUCUGUAUUCGGCAUGGCGCCCGCCGACUCUCAGUUCCCGCAAGUUCUGCCCGCCUCGCAGGCGUUUGACUCGGUCAGCCCAGCACCCUACGGCCGGGCAUGUGCGGGAUGCUCGCGUGCCAAAUGCAAAUGUUUUUAUCGCACCGACGGGGCGGAAUGCGAGCGUUACCCCCCAUCUCUCGCACACUCAGCUGCCACCGACUGGGAAAGGCCUGCGAGCCGCCUGCCCCAGUCCGAAAACGCAAAGCUCGCACUCCGCCGCCGCAGCAUCCGCCGCCCGUUGG
Molecule: messenger RNA, 1177 nt
Organism: Lasiosphaeria miniovina
Lineage: Eukaryota; Fungi; Ascomycota; Sordariomycetes; Sordariales; Lasiosphaeriaceae
Exons: 2
Coding region: 119-745 (208 amino acids)
Source: RefSeq, a predicted model, not a curated record